UGUGGAGCUGGGGUCAGGGCCCUGUGUGGUGACUGUUCCCCCAUUUCCCAAUGUGUCACUUAGAGCUGCCUCGGGGCUGCUGGAACCUCUGCGGGAGGCAGGCCAGGCCCAGGCUAUGGGGAGUUAGGGCUUCGCCCUGCCCCGGCCUAGGAACAGGGUCCCCCGGAGUCAGACGCCGGGUGAGCGGCCCGGCACCAGCAGACGCGCCGAACCACUUGUUAAAGCCGCAGCCCAGGGCAGGAGUGUUUCCUUCAUUCAAGCCUGCUGGUUCCGCAGGCCUGAACUCGCUGGGAACGCAGGGUGUUGGCCUGACAAUGGCAGGGAGUAACCGACUCGCGGUGUCUGGAUCUGGCUGGGGGCUGGGUCAGAGCCGAUGGCUGGGCUGGCGGGGAAGCCCAGGGAGAUCAGAGCUGGGCGGGGAGCCGGCUGCCAGGUGCAGUUCAGACCCACUGUCGCUUGGCUCACGGCGUUGGGACAGCUGCCUUGUGUCCAGUGCGACCGCAGCCCGGAGGCCCCAGAGCGUCAUGUCGGAGAGCAAGGAGUGGGCCACCCUGAGCCCCGAGGAGUUCGCCCACCUGCAGAAGUACAUUGACUACAGCAGCAGGAAGGUCCAGGACGUGCUGCAGGAGUUCUAUGGAGAUGGCACCUUGGUGCAGCACCUGCAGGGAGACUCGAUCGACUUUGAGGGCUUCAAGCUGUUCAUGCGGAGCUACCUGGAGGCCGAGGAGAUCUCAGACGCGCUCUGCCAGCACCUCUUCCUGUCCUUCCAGACCUCGCCCGGGGAGGCCCCCGGGCAGCAGCCAGGCAGCGGCCUGGUCUGCGUCAACGACGUCUCCUGCUACUUCUCGCUGCUGGAGGGGGGACGCCCCGAGGACAAGCUGGAGUUCACCUUUAAGCUCUACGACAAGGAUGGGAACGGCCUGCUGGACAGCUCGGAGGUGGAUCGGAUCAUCACCCAGAUGAUGCGAGUGGCCGAGUACCUGGACUGGGACGUCACGGAGCUCAAACCCAUCCUGCAGGAGAUGAUGAAGGAGAUCGACUAUGACGAUAGCGGGACGGUGUCGCUGGCCGAGUGGCUGCGAGGGGGGGUCACCACCAUCCCCCUGCUGGUGCUGCUGGGCCUGGAAGUGAACAUGAAAGACGACGGGCAGCACAUGUGGCGGCUGAAGCACUUUAACCGGCCCGUUUACUGCAACGUCUGCGAGACCCUCCUGCUCGGGCUGCGCAAGCAGGGCCUGUGCUGCACCUUCUGCAAGUUCACGGCCCACGAGCGCUGCGCCCGCCGGGCACCCCUCAGCUGCAUCAGCACCUAUGCCAAGUCCCGCAAGGACACCAGCGCGCAGAGCCACGUGUGGGUGAAGGGCGGCUGCGAGGCCAGCAAGUGCGACAAGUGUCAGAAGAAGAUCAAGAGUUUCCAGAGCCUGACGGGGCUUCACUGCGUCUGGUGCCACCUCAAGAUCCACGAGGAGUGUCAGCCCAGCGUGCCCCCGACCUGCGACUGCGGGGCCCUGCGCGACCACGUCCUGCCCCCUUCGGCCAUCUACCCCGUGGUGCUGGAGAGGCAGAACAGCCAGAAGAACGACGGUGGGACCCCGGUGGAGGAGACGCCGCAGCCCUGCACCACGCCCGAGGGCCAGGCGCUGCGGAUCAUCCCAGUACCCGACACCCACCCCCUCCUGGUCUUCGUCAACCCCAAGAGUGGCGGGAAACAGGGGGAGAGGGUGCUCCGGAAGCUCCAGUAUCUCCUCAACCCGCGGCAGGUUUACAACCUGAUGAAGGGGGGCCCAGCCCCUGGGCUGAACUUUUUCCGGGACGUGCCGGAUUUCCGGAUCCUGGUGUGCGGGGGGGACGGCACCGUGGGGUGGAUCCUGGACGCCAUCGAUAAAGCCAACCUGCCCCGGCGCCCCCCAGUGGCCCUGCUGCCGCUGGGCACCGGCAAUGACCUGGCGCGGUGCCUGCGCUGGGGAGGAGGCUACGACGGGGAGAACCUGGGGAAGAUCCUGAAGGACAUCGAGAGCAGCAGCGUCCUGCCCAUGGACCGGUGGCUGGUGCAGGUGACCCCCGAGAACCCCGCGGAGAAGGGGGACCCCGUCCCCUACGAGAUCAUCAACAACUACUUCUCCAUCGGCGUGGACGCCUCCAUCGCUCACCGCUUCCACCUCAUGAGGGAGAAGUACCCCGAGAAAUUCAACAGCAGGAUGAAGAACAAACUCUGGUAUUUUGAAUUUGCCACAUCUGAGACCAUCUUCGCCACCUGCAAAAAGCUCAAGGAAUAUCUGACCAUUGAGUGCUGCGGGCAACCCCUGGACCUGAGCGGAGCCCUCUCGGGGGUCGCCGUCCUCAACAUCCCCAGCAUGCACGGCGGCUCCAACCUCUGGGGCGAGACCAAGAAGCCGCUGGGCGAGGCCCGGAACGCGGGCGGGGGGAGCCAGCCCCAGGCCGUCACCGACCCGGAGCUGCUCAAGACCUGCGUGCAAGACCUGAGCGACAGGCGGCUGGAAGUGGUGGGGCUGGAGGGCGUGAUCGAGAUGGGGCAGAUCUACACGGGGCUGAAGAGCGCAGGGAAGCGACUGGCCAAGUGCUCGGAGAUCACGCUGCGGACCCUGAAGUGCCUGCCCAUGCAGAUCGACGGGGAGCCCUGGAUGCAGCCACCCUGCACGAUCAGGAUCACCCACAAGAACCAGGCGCCCAUGCUCCUGGCCCCGCCCCCCCGCUCCUCCAGCUUCUUCGGCAUCAAGAAGGGACCCCCUGAGUCGUAGGGGGGCCCAGCUGGGGGACAAGGACCCCCCCGACCCGGCCCCCUUGGGCGUCAUUGCGUCAUGGGGCCCCGCCAGCCAGGGCCCCUUCUCUGCCCCCGCUCCCCUGCUUGCCAGCCUGGCCCGUGCCUGGUAGCGAGCGGGGGCCGGGCGGGGGCCUUGGUCUGCCCCCCCCCGCUGCCCCCCCUCCUCUCCGCUGUUUCUGCCCCAUGAUGGGGGCAAGGGGGGCGUCUGUACCUGCCCCUCCCGUGCAGCUCUGGCCCCUGCGGGGAGGGGGGCAGCAGCACGCUGGGCCCCCGCGUACCCCACAUUCCAGCCCCCUAUUUAUUGCCCCCACCGUCCAGCCCCUCCCCCUUGAGAUUCCAAGUGCCUCAUCUCACUAAUAAAGGU
Messenger RNA from Mauremys mutica (yellowpond turtle), 3146 nucleotides. It is a transcript of the gene DGKA, whose product is annotated as diacylglycerol kinase alpha. The transcript is spliced from 24 exons. Gene Ontology annotation, molecular function: calcium ion binding; ATP-dependent diacylglycerol kinase activity. Gene Ontology annotation, biological process: lipid phosphorylation; diacylglycerol metabolic process; intracellular signal transduction. The record is from RefSeq and is a predicted model, not a curated record. Gene Ontology annotation, cellular component: plasma membrane. The coding region runs from base 51 to 2759 and encodes 902 amino acids. Lineage: Eukaryota; Metazoa; Chordata; Testudines; Geoemydidae.